ACUUGGGACAAGCACAACCAUAGGUCUGCCGGAACCACCUAGCGCUAGAUACUCAUCCCACCCGGACGGGUUUUGUGUGCGCACACCAUCACAGACGCGUUUGAAAUGGCGGUUACUCUUCAUACGGAUCUGGGAGAUUUAAAAAUCGAGUUGUUCUGUGAGCGUGCUCCGAAAGCGUGUGAGAACUUCCUUGCUUUGUGCGCAAGUGGGUUCUAUAAUGGUUGCAUCUUCCACCGAAAUAUCAAAGGCUUCAUGGUGCAGACUGGAGAUCCUACAGGCACAGGUAAAGGAGGCACAAGUAUAUGGGGUCGCAAAUUUGAGGAUGAGUUCAGUGAGCACUUAAAGCAUAAUGUAAGAGGAGUGGUCUCGAUGGCGAGCAGUGGCCCCAACACAAAUGGUUCGCAGUUUUUCUUCACCUACGCCAAACAGCCACACUUGGACAUGAAGUACACAGUGUUUGGAAAGAUCAUCGACGGCUUGGAAACGCUGGAUGAGUUGGAGAAGCUGCCCGUGAACGAAAAGACAUUCCGACCACUGACUGACACCCGAAUAAAGGAUGUGACCAUUCAUGCUAACCCUUUUGCUGGAUAACUGACUUGGAGCUUGUAUUUAAAAGAAAGAAACACUUGGAAAGCUGCACGGUGCCUUGUCAAAGUUAACACGAAUUACUUGUCCAAGCCUGAAAAACACAGAGAGAAAUCUCCCUGAGAGAAUUACAACGGACUAAAGCUGCUGGGUUGUCUUUCACAAAAACAAAGAAAACCUGAAGUCCUUGUUGAAGUCAUUGUCCAGAGAAUAUUACAGAUUUUGCAACUUGUUGAAAAAUUCAGUAGUUUCUAGCUUUGUGCGUAAACCAGUUUGGAAGCGACAGAACAUUGGUAAUAAGUUAUUCGUGUAAUCCAUUAAACAGUUUCACAACUGAAUCCAAAAAUGAAAAGGUGACAUUUUAAAACCGCGUUGGGCUUUUCUUUUUCCUCGUGUCGAACAAAUGUUAGCAAGUCCAUUACUGAAGAAAUCUUUAUGUAUCUGCGACAUUUUAAUUACUGUGCUUUUUCAUUACCUAAUAAAAAAAUGCAAGGUG
Messenger RNA from Nothobranchius furzeri (turquoise killifish), 1081 nucleotides. It is a transcript of the gene ppil3, whose product is annotated as peptidylprolyl isomerase (cyclophilin)-like 3. Gene Ontology annotation, cellular component: catalytic step 2 spliceosome. Gene Ontology annotation, molecular function: peptidyl-prolyl cis-trans isomerase activity. NCBI's taxonomy places the organism in Eukaryota, Metazoa, Chordata, Actinopteri, Cyprinodontiformes, Nothobranchiidae. The record is from RefSeq and is a predicted model, not a curated record. Gene Ontology annotation, biological process: protein folding; protein peptidyl-prolyl isomerization.